Messenger RNA from Pterocles gutturalis (yellow-throated sandgrouse), 3496 nucleotides. It is a transcript of the gene NAA25, whose product is annotated as N(alpha)-acetyltransferase 25, NatB auxiliary subunit. The coding region runs from base 22 to 2853 and encodes 943 amino acids. The transcript has 23 exons. Gene Ontology annotation, cellular component: NatB complex; cytoplasm. The record is from RefSeq and is a predicted model, not a curated record. Gene Ontology annotation, molecular function: protein binding; protein-N-terminal amino-acid acetyltransferase activity. Lineage: Eukaryota; Metazoa; Chordata; Aves; Pterocliformes; Pteroclidae. Gene Ontology annotation, biological process: N-terminal peptidyl-methionine acetylation.
CUCGAUAAUGGCAAUAAUAAAAUGGCAAUCCAGCAAGCGGAUAAACUGCUCAAAAAACACAAGGAUCUUCACUGUGCAAAGGUUCUGAAGGCAAUUGGCUUGCAGAGAACUGGCAAGCAAGAUGAAGCGUAUGCUCUGGCACAAGAAGUAGCAGCACUUGAACCCACAGAUGAUAAUUCCUUGCAAGCACUAACUAUUCUUUACCGGGAAAUGCAUAGACCGGAACUGGUAACUAAACUUUAUGAGGCAGCUGUAAAGAAGGUCCCCAACAGUGAAGAGUAUCACUCUCAUCUCUUCAUGGCCUAUGCCAGGGUUGGAGAAUACAAGAAGAUGCAACAGGCUGGAAUGGCACUUUAUAAGAUUGUACCCAAAAAUCCUUACUAUUUUUGGUCUGUGAUGAGCCUGAUUAUGCAGUCUAUUUCAGCACAGGAUGAAAACCUCUCAAAAACAAUGUUUUUGCCACUAGCUGAGAGAAUGGUGGAAAAAAUGGUGAAAGAAGAUAAGAUUGAAGCUGAGGCUGAAGUCGAACUGUACUACAUGAUUCUGGAACGUUUGGAGAAGUAUAAGGAAGCCUUAGAUGUUGUGAGAGGAAAACUAGGAGAGAAGCUGACAAGUGAGCUCCAAAGCCGCGAGAACAAGUGUAUGGCAAUGUACAAGAAGCUGCGUAGGUGGCCAGAGUGCAAUGCGCUGUCGAGAAGGCUGCUGCUGAAAAACUCAGAUGAUUGGCAGUUUUAUAUAACGUACUUCGAUUCAGUGUUUCAGCUCAUUGAUGAAUCCUGGACACCUCCACCAGAAGAAGAGCACUCUUUGGAAGGAGAGGUACACUAUUCUAUAGAGCAAGCUGUGAAAUUUAUAGAAGAGAGGAUAACAGAAGAAUCUAAGAGCUCUCGGCCACUUCGCGGACCAUAUUUAGCUAAACUGGAGCUGAUUAGACGUUUGCGAUACAGAGGUUGUAAUGAUGAAUAUAAACUAGGUGAUCCAGAAGAAUUAAUGUUCCAGUACUUCAAAAAAUUUGGGGACAAACCCUGCUGUUUUACUGAUCUCAAGGUAUUUGUGGAUCUCCUCCCGUCCAGCCAAUACACAAAGUUCAUCAGUCAAUUGCUGGAAGUAAUCCCUCUGUCGGAAACAGCAGGGAGUGAAAUCGCACUGCCAGCCGAUAUCAAAGCCCUCCAACAACACUUGUGUGUGGUGCAGCUCUCUAGAUUGCUUGGUAUCUAUCACGCCAUGGAUAAGAAGCAGAAGCUGACUGUGGUCCGGGAGUUGAUGUUAAGAUACCGCCAUGGAUUGGAGUUUGGGAAAUCUUGUUUGAAAACUGAAUUGCAGUUUUCAGAUUAUUACUGCUUGCUUGCAGUUCACCUGCUGCUCGAUCUGUGGCUAGAAGGUGAAGAGACAGCUGUGUGGCAGUGCCUAACUCUCCUAGAAGAAGGGUUAUCUCAUAGUCCUUCUAAUGCUCAGUUUAAAUUGCUGCUCAUUCGAAUCUACUGCAGGCUUGGUGCAUUUGAACCUGUCGCAGAGCUCUAUUCCAGCCUUGAUGCAAAACACAUACAGCAUGACACCAUCGGCUAUCUUCUGACGCGCUAUGCGGGCUCCCUGGGCCACUAUGCUGCUGCAUCCCAAUCCUGCAAUUUUGCACUCAGGUUUUUCCACUCCAACCAGAAAGAUACCUCAGAAUAUAUCAUUCAAGCCUACAAGUAUGGUGCAUUUGAGAAAAUCCCAGAAUUCAUUGCAUUUAGAAAUAGACUGAACUCUUCCCUUCACUUUGCACAAGUUCGCACAGAACGGAUGUUGUUAGACCUCUUACUUGAAGCAAAUAUAUCAACCAGUUUAGAAGAAAGUAUAAAGUCCAUGAGUCUGAGCCCAGAGGAGGAUGACAUUCCGUGGAAAGAUUUGCGUGACAACAGAGACCUGACAGUCUUGUUUAACUGGGAUCCAAAAGACAGGGACAUUUCUGAAGAACAUAGGAAACUCUCACUGGAGGAAGAAACCAUGUGGUUGCGAAUCCGGUCUUUAACUUUAAGGCUAGUAAGCGGACUCCCAACUCUUAGUCACACUAUUCAACCAAAGAACUCUGAAAAGACUGCAGAGAACGGCGUCUCGUCCAAGAUUGAUACAAUUCGAUCCCUGCUUCAGCAGCUGGAAGCGGCAGUGGAUUCAGGGAAGAAGUUUCUAGAACAAAAAAUUCAGUAUCCUGUCCUUGGCCCUCCUCCUACCCGAAUGGCUGGCUUCUUCAGUAAUGGCAGCUGUCAAUGCCAGACUAGCUUGUUUUAUCUUGUUAGUGAUAUUUAUGAACUAGAUACCAAUGGCUUAGAAGAUUCAUCAGAAAUCCAGGAGAGGAUAGGGAAUAGUUUCAAGUCUUUAGUAGAACGACUAACAGACUUGUUCAAUAAAUGUAAAGGUGAUUUGAUUGAAGUCAGAGAUGGCACCUUGAAAACUCAUCCAAACCUGUUAGAAAACCUAGUCUUCUUUGUUGAGACGAUCUCCAUUGCCCUGUGGGUAUCAAGUUACUGCGACAGUGUCCUCCGACCUUUUAAAUCCAACCUGCAGAAAAAGAAGAAGAAAAAAAAAGAAAGCAGUGUAGCUAUGCCGCCUGUAUUUACACAUUUUCUGGAUUAUGUUACUGAACUACAGACAUUAACUUCCAAUGUAAUAGAUCACAUUAAAGGGCUUGAAAUAAUUCUGACUGCACUAAAACUUGAAGAGCUGUCCCUCAAGGACACUCUGCUUUUACAGGAAGAAAAAAAGUUUACAAAGACUGUGCAAGGGAAGGUCCAGAGCAGUUACCAUCACUCAGUUCAGGAAAUUGGAGAACUGCUGAAAAAGAGACUUGAUACCAUUAAAAAACUAAAGAUUUGAGAAAUGCAUCCUUGACAGACUCCACAGGGGAGUGACACCAGAGUUCCAGACAGAAGCAACAUCCCGUAUACCAUCACUUUAAUCCAGAACUUCUUCAUAAUGCAUGAAGGACUUAAAGUCAUAAAACAAUUUUUUUUAGGUAUUACAGAUGUACUGAGCUGAUUUAAAUUAUUGUACAUAAUGAGAAGCAGGGACCCUUAUUGGGGUUUGACCACUUUUUAUACAUGUUCAUAAGCAUAUUGCAACAGGAGAAAAUUAACUUUCUUCCCUUUUGAUCUCUAGAAACAACUGGAGAUGGUCUUUAGAAGCAGCAAUAGAAAUCCAGUGUAAAGCAUAUAUCUCAAAGGAGUUGUAUUUUCAUCACCAUACAGUGUUUAUAAUUUUUGUAUGGUCCUUGCCUUAGAAAUGCAGUAAUUGUAGAUGCCCGCGUUCAGCUGCCUCCCAUGAAGUGAGCCCAUUUUGGAGCUGCCUAUUUUGUCCGCAAGCCACCUGGUCCUACUGAAAUAAUUCAGUGUGUUGGUCCAGCAGAGCGAGGUGAGGCUGUGCUGGAGGAACACCCUCUGCAGCCAGGUUUCCAGCAGAGCCCAGCCCUCUGUCACAGGUGGUGAGGCAGGUUCCUCUAAAGAGAGAACUGCUGGAGGGA